This is a messenger RNA of Schistocerca nitens (vagrant locust), 2069 nucleotides long. Its product is annotated as kinesin-like protein KIF12. The transcript has 17 exons. Gene Ontology annotation, biological process: microtubule-based movement. Gene Ontology annotation, molecular function: microtubule motor activity; ATP binding; microtubule binding. The annotation marks the transcript as partial. NCBI's taxonomy places the organism in Eukaryota, Metazoa, Arthropoda, Insecta, Orthoptera, Acrididae. The record is from RefSeq and is a predicted model, not a curated record.
CCCAGCCAGGCGCUCACACAGGAUCGCUGAAUGCUGCAGACUUCGAGAUGACCGGCCAGGGUCAGCGUGGCACUAGCCCCGGCCGCUCCAAGAGGGCCGGCGGAGGCGGCGGGGGCGGCGACAGCAGGGGGUCGCGGCGGCAGGGCCCCGCUUCCAGGGGCAGCUCUCCCGGCAACAGCACCGGCGGAUCGCUGCCCGGCUCCAGGGGCGCCGAGAGCAGCUCCAGCUCGGACCUGCUGGAGGUGAGCGCCACCGGGUCGCUGAGGUCGCCCUCCACUCCAGAGGACAACAUCAACGUCGUCGUGCGAGUGCGGCCGCUGAGCAAACGGGAACUCAAAUCGGGCGACAACUCGGUGGUGCAGUUCCCGGGCAACGGACAAGUCGUGCUGAACGCGCUGGAGUGCGCGGCGGCGCUGGGCGGCAGCGUGCGGCCCAAGGUGUUCUCGUACAACGCCGUGUUCGAGCCGGCGGCCACGCAGGAGGACGUGCUGCAGUACUCGGGCGUGACGCGCCUCAUCGACAUGGCCGUCGACGGCUACAGCUGCACCUGCUUCUGCUACGGACAGACCGGCUCCGGCAAGACGCACACCCUCACCGGGCCUCCCGGACUCUUCGACCAGCGGCCCAACCCGUACUCGGAGGACCACGGGCUGGUGUUCCGGUCGUUCGUGCACCUCUUCAAGCUGCUGCAGGAGCGCCGCGACUGCCACUUCGUUCUCAAGGCUUCCUUCCUCGAGAUAUACAACGAAAAGGUGAUUGACCUGCUGAACCCGGGAUCGGCGCGGAAGCCGCUGGCGGUGCGCUGGUCCAAAAAGACGCGCAGUUUCUUCGUGGAGAACCUGUUCAGCGUCGACUGCGAGACCCUCGAUGACCUACUCGCCGUGCUCGAGGAAGGUAUGAGGAACAGGUCUGUGGGCAGGCACAACAUGAACGAGUACUCGAGUCGCAGCCACACCAUCCUGACGGUGCACAUCACGUCAGAGCAGCAGGUCGGCAAUGAAGGAGUAUUUUUAACGAAGCAGGGUAAAAUCAACUUCGUGGACCUGGCCGGUAGCGAGAUGACGAAGAAGACACACAGCGAAGGCAAAACGCUCGAGGAGGCCAACAACAUCAACAAAAGCCUCAUGGUGCUCGGGUACUGCAUCGCCUCGCUGAGCGACAGCAGGAAGAAGGCGGGCCACAUCCCGUACCGGGACAGCAAGCUCACCAAGCUGCUAGCAGACAGCCUCGCCGGCAGCGGAGUAACGCUCAUGAUCGCGUGCAUCUCACCGGCGCGGUCCAACGUGACGGAGACACUCAACACGCUGCGCUACGCCGCCAGGGCCAAGAAGAUCCGCACGCAGCCCAUCGUCGUCAUGGACCCUCGCGAGGCGCUGAUCCUGAGCCUGAAGCGGGAGGUGGCGUCGCUGCAGGAGGAGAACGAGCACCUGCAGCACGCGCUACACCUGCACGCCGCCGCCGCCGCCGCCUCGGCCGCCGGCUCCACGGCCGCCGCCAAUGACUUCCUUCAAGGAACUUUACGUUCGGUGGACCCGCGGUCUCCGGCGCCGGACGCGUCCGCGCUGGCGGGCAUGGAACGCGAGGAGCUGGUGGAGCUGGCGAGGCACUACGUGGCCGAGAACGCGGCGCUGCGCAGGGAGAACCUCGAGCUGUUCAGCACGCGCGAGCUACUGCUGCGCGACCAGGAGGUCGUCUGCCGCGAGAACGAGCGGCUCCUCAAGAAGCUCGAGGACGUCAACUCGGUGUGCUGCCGUUCGCCCAUCAUCCCCGCGCGGCCGGCCUACUCCGCAGAGAUGCUGGCCGCCUCCAUCAACGGCAACGGCCCAGAGGCGUCAGCGGGCGGUCAGGCCACCGGGUCAGCGGUUUGGUCCAGCCCGACGCCGGAGGCUGCCAAGAACAACCGAAGAUCGGCGAAGCCACCACACAGAUUACCAGAUUCCAUACAGAAAGAACUUGAGCGAAGAAGAAUUGGCACCAGCAGUAUGACGAACAUCGCGGACUCGUUCCGAGAGCGCAGCCACCGGCGGCACAACUCGUGGGAGGAGUCUGGCGGCGGCGGCGGCGGCGGC